This is a messenger RNA of Triticum aestivum (bread wheat), 1989 nucleotides long. RefSeq lists its product as uncharacterized. The transcript has a single exon. The record is from RefSeq and is a predicted model, not a curated record. The coding region runs from base 65 to 994 and encodes 309 amino acids. Lineage: Eukaryota; Viridiplantae; Streptophyta; Magnoliopsida; Poales; Poaceae.
AGACCAUCCCACUUCACACUCCGGAAGCUCGGCCGCCUCCUCUCCUGUAUGCUCGCCGCCGGCGAUGCCCAGCCCGCUGAAGCGCCCCUCCCUCGGCCGCCUGCUCGCCGCCCUCCGGUCGCCGCCCCGCGUCCCGGUCCAGACCGGCUUCCCCACCGCCCUUGCCGACCUCGUCGUCAAGAACCAUGCCCGCCUCAGGAAGCCCCGCAAGCCGCGCCGCCCCACCACCGCCCUGGCGCUGCCUCAGUCUCCGGCGGAGACACCGGUGGACGUAGCGGAGAUUCCUUCGCUGCCGUCAUCGCCCGGGCCUCUGUCGCCGGUGGUCGUGGAGGGCUCCUCGGCCCCGGUGGCGCGGCGGCUGGACGCGCCCAAAGGCGCCGCCUUCUUCCGGCCCCGCCCGGAGCUCCUCGCGCUCGGCGGGGCCGUGGCGCUCGCGCUCCUCGCCGUGUUGAGCGAGGGGGCCGUCGCGGCCUUCACCAUCGCCUCGCUGGCGCUGCUCUGGAUGGAGUCGGCCUCCCGCCGGCGCCGGCGCUCCUCGCGCCCGGCGGAGCUGCCCGAUUCGCGCGGCCCCGCCGCCGUGUCGCCGAUUCGGGAGGUGGAAGAAGCGCCCGGCUGCUCCGAUUCCGACAAGAGGAGCGAGGGCCCCUCCGAGAGGCGCGAGCUCGUCUCCGGCGGUGAAGAUCCGGCCAGCCCGAAGAGCAAAGCGAGGAGGUCGCUGAGGAAGAUGAUCUCCAAGACGCUGCAGAAGAAGCCCAAGGCGAAGGACGCCUCGGCCUCUAGCGAGGGCGGCGCGGAGGCAGUUAGAACCGAGGCCUUUGUAAUUCCAGCCCCUUCCUUGGCCGAGCAGACGCCGUCGGAAGCAAGCACAGAGUCUUCGCCGGUGUCGGUGGAGACGGAAAGGCGAGGCCUCGCCGCCGGGAAGCUCCCGGCGACGGCGCUUGCCGUGCUCUGCGUGGCCUUCUUCGGCCGGCGCCGUGCAGCAAAUUUAGGCUAGGCCUAGGCAGGCAGUGACCGGCUGAGUGAGAGAGUUCCGAUCAAUCCCCUCGAAACCGGGGGAGAUGAGUGAUCAUCCGUCCGUUUGUAAAAAAUGAGAGACAGAAGCAGAAGAAGAAAUCCAUACAUGUUGAUUUCAGUUUUCAACUGUGAACUUGUUUUCUCCCUGGAUAGAUCAGAUGUCCUGGUUCCUGAAUGCUGUUGGCACGUCAUGUCUGAAUUUCUUUCCUGUGUGCAGUGCAGCAUGUUGAACAGCUCUUCCCUGACAGCGGUCAGUUGGCAAGUAAAAAAUCCAAACCGUUAGCGUGUGACCACAGUUGGCAAGUCAGACGCGACGGUGUCGAUCAGUCGAUGGUGAUGAUUCAACAACUUCUUGGGUUGAAAAGGAGGAUCCCUUGUGAUUCUGAGUACAAGUAUGCAGAUCAUGGCUCUCAGUGGUUGGGUUUCAGACAUCUCGUCUGCAAUAUCGUGAUGGAACUACCAAACAGCUUUCCUGGAAACACCAAGCUGCAAUGUGGGCGCAAGUUUCCGUGGUGGGAACACCAACCACACCACACCACGACACACAGACAGAGAUCGAUCAGGUUCAGAUUCAGGUUCUUGGUGAGAAAAUACCGUCGUCAUGUUCUUGAUACCAACUGAUAAACAAUCAGCGUGCUGUUGUUACGUGUUCUUCAGUGUAGCAUCGAUCCUAUGGAUUCUGAUUGUUAGACGAUCAUGUCUGUCAGUGGUUGAGUUCUCUUUUUGGGCGAAUAUCAGAUAUUUCGUCUGCAAGAUGGUGAUCAACUCUGAACUGAAACCAGCUUUCCUGGAAACUGCAUGCUGCAUCUUGAAGCCGCACAAAUGUAUGCACUUUGCAUACUUUUUGUCGUCGCCAUCAACAAAUCAUCUUAUCCUCCUGUACAAUAAGGUGAUAUCACCACACUUAUCUUGGCGAUGUCAUGUCCGUACGUAAGAUGAUUGCUGAGCUAAAGAUAAGACAUGUUUCCCUGUUAA